UAUAGAACAGACAGUUAAGAAACACUGAGAAUGAAAACAGAUGUUCAGAAAGAAAUAAGCUGUUCUUCAAACAACAUUUUGUAUAAGAAGAAUGGAAAUCUCCAGCUCAUUUGUGUUGGUUACAGUCUUUGCCAUGUUGAUGUUGGUCAGAUGGUGGAGGAAAGCAAGUGGACUUACUCUACCUCCGGGACCUUUGGCACUGCCACUGAUUGGUAACUUAACGAUGAUAGAAAAGCGUGCACCCUUUAAAAGUUUUAUGAAGUGGAGUAAAACUUAUGGACCUGUGAUGACGGUGUACCUUGGGCCCCAGAGAGUGGUGGUGCUGGUCGGUUAUGAUACAGUGAAGGAGGCCCUAGUGGACCAAGGUGAAGACUUUGCCGGCAGAGCCCCCAUUCCCUUUCUCCAAAAAAUUGUGAGAGGCUACGGCCUGGCCAUCAGUAAUGGCGAACGUUGGCGUCAAUUGAGGAGGUUCACUCUCACCACACUGAGGGAUUUUGGGAUGGGACGCAAAAGAAUGGAUCAGUGGAUUCAAGAAGAGAGCAGACACUUGCUGAACAGUUUUGAGGAAACCAAAUCUGCACCAGUUGACCCGACCUUCUUCCUGAGCCGAGCUGUGUCCAAUGUGAUCUGCUCCUUGGUGUUUGGGCAGCGCUUUGAUUAUGAAGACAAAAACUUCCUGCAUUUACUUCAGAUCCUCUCCAGAAUCUUGCGCUUUGCCAGCAGCACUUGGGGCCAGCUCUACAACAUCUUCCCUCGACUAAUGGAAUUCUUACCUGGGAAUCAUAACAAAGUGUUUAGAGAGACAGAUGACAUCAGAUCCUUUGUUAUGUCUAAGGUCAAAGAGCACGAGCAGACUCUGGACUUCAGCGAUCCAAGAGACUUUAUUGACUGCUUUCUUAUCAGACUCAAACAGGAGAAAGACAAUCUUGAGACAGAAUUCCACAAAGAGAACUUGACUGGGACAGUUUUAAAUCUGUUUGCAGCUGGUACGGAGACCACCAGCACAACUAUCAGAUAUGCCCUGAUGCUGCUGAUCAAGCAUCCACACAUACAGGAACAAAUUCAGAAGGAGAUUGAUAGAGUUAUAGGACCGAACAGAAGCCCUACAAUGGACGACAGGAAGUCCCUCCCAUUCACUGAUGCUGUGAUUCAUGAAGUGCAGCGAUAUCUGGACAUUGUCCCACUCAGUAUUCCUCAUUACGCCACAAAAGACAUCUCAUUCAGAGGUUAUAUGAUACCAAAGGACACAGUGAUUAUUCCCCUGUUGCACUCUGUCCUAAAGGAUGAAGGACAGUGGGAAACCCCUUGGACAUUCAACCCUGAACACUUUUUGGAUGCCAAUGGCCAUUUUAAAAAGAAUCCAGCCUUUAUCCCCUUCUCUGCAGGUAAACGCUCUUGUGUUGGCGAGUCUCUAGCUCGUAUGGAGCUCUUUCUGUUCAUCGUGUCUCUGCUUCAGAAGUUCAACUUCAGUAGUCCAAAUGGUCCAGAUGACAUCGAUCCCAGUCCUGAACUAAGCGGCUUUGGCAACUUGCCUCGAUUUUAUCAGCUUAUUGCCUCCCGUCGCUGAAUAACAUGGAUAUUGCAGCCUGUUGAUCAAAGUAAACUGUCUAAAUUUAGUAAGCAUUUGUAUAUAUGUAUUCUUUUAAAGUUUGUAUGCUAUGAAAAUUCACUAGCCACCAUUAUUAUCCAUAUUGAGAACUGGUAGUAUUUUUGUAUCAGUGAAAAUAAUGUGAAUAGAAGCUGAUGGGAAGCAGUCUAACCUUAAAUUAAUUUCAAGUUCAAUUUUGUACUUUUUGUUCUACUCUAACCAAAUCUAAAAUCUACAGGAAAAUUAAAUAUGGCGUUUUUUCUACAUCAGUAAGCAUAGCCACAGCACAUAGCCAUUAAACAAUUGUCCACUGUUGUUGUCCACUGUUGAACCAAGGAAUAAUACUGUUGUAUUAUUAGGGCCCAAGCACAAAGUGUGUAGGACCCUAUUGUUUUCGUUAGGAUUAUUAUUAUUAUUAUUAUUAUUAUUAUUAGGGCCCAAGCACAAAGUGCGUAGCACCCUAUUGUUUUCGUUAGGAUUAUUAUUAGGGCCCAAGCACAAAGUGCGUAGGACCCUAUUGUUUUCGUUAGGAUUAUUAUUAUUAUUAUUAUUAUUAUUUUUUUUUUUUACGACUUACGGGGCACUUUUGGGGCUCUUAACAUGCUCAAAAACUCUUGAAACUUUGCACACGGGUCAGAACCUGCGGUCAUUAGGGCCUGAAGCUGGUACCCGAGCGUGGC
This is a messenger RNA of Xyrauchen texanus (razorback sucker), 2268 nucleotides long. Its product is annotated as cytochrome P450 2G1. Gene Ontology annotation, molecular function: oxidoreductase activity, acting on paired donors, with incorporation or reduction of molecular oxygen, reduced flavin or flavoprotein as one donor, and incorporation of one atom of oxygen; iron ion binding; heme binding. Gene Ontology annotation, cellular component: intracellular membrane-bounded organelle; cytoplasm. Bases 92 to 1567 code for a protein of 491 amino acids. Gene Ontology annotation, biological process: xenobiotic metabolic process. NCBI's taxonomy places the organism in Eukaryota, Metazoa, Chordata, Actinopteri, Cypriniformes, Catostomidae. The transcript has 9 exons. The record is from RefSeq and is a predicted model, not a curated record.